Messenger RNA from Thyridium curvatum, 1788 nucleotides. RefSeq lists its product as uncharacterized. NCBI's taxonomy places the organism in Eukaryota, Fungi, Ascomycota, Sordariomycetes, Thyridiales, Thyridiaceae. The record is from RefSeq and is a predicted model, not a curated record. Gene Ontology annotation, biological process: carbohydrate transport; transmembrane transport. The transcript has 5 exons. Gene Ontology annotation, cellular component: membrane. The coding region runs from base 1 to 1788 and encodes 595 amino acids. Gene Ontology annotation, molecular function: carbohydrate:proton symporter activity.
AUGUCGGCCUCUCCUGUGGCUCGCCUCCCAGAAACGUCCCUCUGGGCGAAUCGCAAAUGCCUGCUAAUAUGCGGCAUUGUCGCCGUUGCCAACAUGCAGUAUGGCCUUGACUCAGCCGCCAUCGCCAGCCUGCAAGCCAUGCCUGGGUUCCUCGCUGUCUUUGGACAUCCUGACCCUACGCAGCCAGGAGGCUUUGGCAUCGAGUUGAUCGGAUCUCUCCUUACGCUCGGCGCCUUCCUGUCGUCCCUGGUCGCCGGCGCGUUCGCCCACUUCUUUGGUCGCAAGGUUGCGUUGUGGCUGGCAUGUCUUCUCAACGUCGCCGGCGCCGCCAUCCAGAUCGGCACCACCUCGCAGGGUGUCGUCUAUCUGGGCCGUCUGGUACUAGGCAUCGGCAACGGCUUCCUCGUGACGUUCUCCAACAUCUACACCGCCGAGGCCGCACCGGCCCACCUUCGCGCCGUCAUGGUCGCCCUCUUUUCGGAAUGGGUCAACAUCGGCAGCAUCGUCGGGGCGGCCGUCACCAACAGCACCCGAAAGCGCUUCGACAAGGCCUCGUACCAGAUCCCGAUCGGGAUCUUGUUCAUCGUUCCCGUCCUACUAGCCAUAGGCCUUUGCUUUGUCCCAGAGUCGCCGCGCUACCUGCUGAAUAAGGGAAAGAUUGAGGAGGCCAGGAAGGCGCUGGAGACCUUGAGGGCGGACUCGCUCACGCCUCAAGAGCUCGAGCUCGAGUGGACCGAGAUGGAGAAGGGUAUCGAGGAGGAGCAGCGCAUGGCUAGCACAGUCGGGGCUCUGGAUAUGUACAAGGGCACGGAACUUCGGCGAACGUUGCUUUGCUAUGGCAUGAUCGCCUGUCAGACCGCAGCGGGCUCUUGGUUUGUCAUCUCAUACAGCACCUACUUCAUGAUUGUGGCUGGCCUCACUGUCGACGAGGCCUUCAAAUACUCAGUCAUGAACACCUGUCUCGGUUUCAUCGGUGUCAACGUCGGCAUCUACUCCAUGCGCCAUCUUGUCGGCCGUCGAAGCAUUCUCAUGAUUGGCGCAGUUGCGCAGGGUCUGUGUAUGCUAGGCAUGGCCGUCGCCGUGACGGUGCUCGAUCCGCAUUCCCUGACCGCGAGGAAGUGCACCAUUGCCUUUAACGCGCUCUUCAUGUUCAGCUACAAUGCCUUCGUCGGAGAUGCCAGUUAUCCUGUUGCCACGGAGCUCGUGAGCACCCGGCUGCGAUCGUGGACGGUCGGCAGUGCCAUCAGCUUGGGCUAUUUUCUGGCCUGGCUGACGGGCUUCUGCUCGCCAUACUUUAUCAACCCUGGGAACCUGAACUGGGGCGCGAAAUAUGGCUACAUCUGGGCCGGCUCCAACCUUUGCUGUCUCGUCUUUUUCUUCUUCUUCAUGCCCGAGCUCAAGGGCCGCACUCUCGAGGAGAUCGACGAGCUGUUCGCCAAUAAGGUCUCGGCAUGGAAGUUCAAGUCGUACAAGACAACCAUCAUGGAUGAGGCGUUCCGGGAUGUUCAGAAGCGUGAGACGCUCGGCGAGAAGCGAGACGGACAAGAGGCACAGGCGACGGAACUUGUUGAGCACACGGAGCGGUCCAUUGGUGCCAAGAUCAUCUCCCGCCGUAUCGCGACGGCACAUGGGCGACCUUAUCGCAUGCUGUGCCCUGGUGCCAAGACUCCGGUGCGGGACCAAGGGGAGCAAUCUCGCAACCCUCCUCCCUCCAACAGCCACAAGAGUCCCGAACAGGUCUCAAUCCCGCAGCAAGUCUGGAUGGCUGGCCUUAGCCCCGACCCGUAA